Molecule: messenger RNA, 1904 nt
Organism: Acipenser ruthenus (sterlet)
Lineage: Eukaryota; Metazoa; Chordata; Actinopteri; Acipenseriformes; Acipenseridae
Gene: irak4
Product: interleukin-1 receptor-associated kinase 4
Exons: 12
Coding region: 152-1507 (451 amino acids)
Biological process (GO): protein phosphorylation; signal transduction
Molecular function (GO): protein serine/threonine kinase activity; magnesium ion binding; ATP binding
Source: RefSeq, a predicted model, not a curated record
AGUUUAAAGGUAGUGUGCAGGGACACGGAAGUACAGUAUGUAAGUUUCUUAACUUGUGAAACAUUGUAUUCUUCAAAUGAUUACAAUUACAUCCUCCUUUAACCUUUCAUGCAGUUUCAAAUGUGUGCGACGUUCUAAUGCUUUAUAAAGAAUGAGCAAACCAAUAACUUCGUCUACUUAUGUUCGGUGCCUAAAUCAUGGAAUGUUUAGAAAACUCGCAGAUUAUCUGGACCCUCAAAAUGACUGGAAGAAAAUUGCAACGGAUAUCAUUAAACCAACAGGCGAACCAAGAUAUAACCAAUUUCACCUAAGGAGAUUUGAAGGAGUAGUAGCCAUGGGGAAAAGUCCUACAACUGAAUUACUGUAUGACUGGGGGACAACAAACUGCACGGUCGGGGACCUUGUGGACAUUUUAUUACAAAACCAGCUUCUUGCACCUGCUAAUAUACUACUUCCAGAUGUUGUAAAAGAAACACCGGCUUCACAACCAAUUGCCCCCCUGAGUUCCCAGGACACCAUUCCUUAUGUUGAACCCAUGAUGCAAAAUCUAAUUGAGCCUCAGUCUCCAACUAUGGACAGCACAACUCCAGAGGAGCUCAGUGACACAGGCUUCCACAACUUUACAUUCCUUGAACUGAUGAAGCUCACAAGUAACUUUGAUGAACGUCCAAUGUCCUCCGGUGGCAAUAAGCUUGGAGAGGGAGGCUUUGGAGUAGUGUACAGAGGCUGCUUUGACAACAAAGUAGUGGCAGUGAAAAAACUUACAGCAGUGCCUGAGUUUUCUCUUCAAGAACUGAGACAUCAGUAUAAUCAAGAAAUCAAAACUAUGAUGAUGUGCCAACAUGAAAACCUAGUAGAAAUGAUUGGUUUUUCUUCCGAUGGGGAUCAUCCUUGCUUAGUGUAUGCUUACAUGCCCAAUGGCUCUUUGCUGGACAGACUGGCCUGCCAGGGUGGUACAAGCCCACUGCCUUGGAGUACCAGGUGUUCCAUUGCUGUAGGUACAGCAAGAGGUAUUGAAUAUUUACACAGCAAGAAUCACAUUCACAGGGACGUUAAAAGCGCCAACGUCUUGCUGGAUAAAAUGCUUGUGCCAAAGAUUGCAGACUUUGGGCUAACUCGAGCUUCAGAAAAACUGACCUCGACAAUAAUGACAGAAAAGGUUGUGGGUACAACUGCUUAUAUGGCACCUGAGGCAUUGCGAGGGGAGGUCACACCCCUAUCGGAUGUUUUUAGUUUUGGUGUAGUUUUGCUGGAAAUAAUAUCAGGUCUUCCUCCAUUUGAUGAGAACCGUGAACCACAGCUUCUGUUGGAUAUUAAAGAUGAAAUUGAAGAUGAGGAGAUGACAAUAGAGGACUAUGUGGACAAGAAAAUGGAAGAUUUUGACAUGCCAUCAGUAGAGAAAAUGUAUUCAGUCACUACCCAGUGUCUUAAUGAGAGAAAGACCAGAAGGCCAGAUAUGAAGAAGGUAAAUGGAUUGCUUGAAGAAAUUAGGGCUGCUAAUUCUUGAGUGCAUUUUGAAUGAGACAACUAAACAUUUUAAGUAAAGCAAAUUGAUGCUUUAUUUUAAUUUUUUUUAAAUCUCAUAUUUGAUCAGAUCUUGUGUUAUUCCAUCAUAUUGAGUUUUUUUGCAGGGACCUAUCAAUCCAUCUUUAUUUUAUAGUGUCUCUCAUAGUGGACCACCAUCACAAAGCGCUUUACAAGGUGCAGUAACACCAAAAUCCAUAAUACUUUAAAUACAGAGAAGUGUAUAUAAUACAGUGCAUAUAUAUGUUUUCUAUACUGUAAAUUAUGUGAAGUGUAAGUCUGUAUGAAUGUGCCUGCUGACCAGUGGGGCCUACUUACCUGUUACAACUGCAAUUAUUAUUUUAAAUGUAUGUAAUAAUAAAACAUUUCUUUAUUGUAAA